Messenger RNA from Candoia aspera, 876 nucleotides. Its product is annotated as epididymal sperm-binding protein 1-like. The transcript has 7 exons. NCBI's taxonomy places the organism in Eukaryota, Metazoa, Chordata, Lepidosauria, Squamata, Candoiidae. Gene Ontology annotation, molecular function: heparin binding. The coding region runs from base 1 to 876 and encodes 291 amino acids. Gene Ontology annotation, biological process: sperm capacitation. Gene Ontology annotation, cellular component: cell surface. The record is from RefSeq and is a predicted model, not a curated record.
AUGGUUGCCUGCCUGCUUUGUCUUAUAUUUGCCUGCAAUCUCAUGCCAGUCCUCUCAGCUGGCAAAGGUUUUUCCUCCUGUGUCUUACCUUUUGUUUUUAAUGGGACAUUAUAUUCAUCUUGCACUAGAGAUGGGUCUAUUGAUGAGCAGCUUUGGUGCAGCACAACAGAUAAUUAUGACAUAGAUGGCCAGUGGAAGCACUGCAUUAUUAAAGAGCAUGGAGGAAAUUCUGGAGGCAAAUCCUGCGUGUUUCCCUUUGUCUACAAAAACCAGACAUUUUACACAUGUACUGAUGAGGAGAAGGGAAGAUUCUGGUGUGCCACCACAAGAAACUAUGACAAGGAUCUUGAGUGGAGCUACUGUGCUGACAUCAGAUUAGAUGCCAAUCCUAAGGGCCCCUGUGUCUUUCCUUUCAUCUUCAACCAUACGUCUUAUUCAUCAUGCACAACAGAUGGAAUUUCUAACAAGAAGCCAUGGUGUUCCCUUACCAAGAAUUAUGACGUUGACUUGCAAUGGACCUAUUGUGAAUCUUCUGGGGCAGAUCUACAGCAAGAUGGUCCAACUUGUGCCUUCCCAUUCAUCUUCAAGGGCAAGUCCUACAGUGCAUGUACUGAUGAGGGCAUGGAUAAUGGGAAACUCUGGUGUGCCACAAGUAGCAACUAUGACAUAGAUAAGAAAUGGCAAUAUUGUAACGUAACAGAACCAGAACUUGAUCUAAUGGUAGAGAAUCCACUUUGUGUAUUCCCAUUCAUCUACAAAGGCAACUCCUAUAGCACAUGUACAGCAGAGGGCAUGAGUGAUGGGAAGCUGUGGUGUGCCACCACGAGCAACUUUGAUUUGGAUAAUACAUGGGUGUACUGUAAUAUCACAGGGUGA